AUGAGCUUAGGAUUCAUCGCCGUCGCCAGUACGGCCGACGUCUUAUCCUUCACGCGCCGCCCCCGGUUCUCACUGCCUCCGCACCACCACCUGGACCGCUCCCCGUUACUCAACCGUCUUACUCUUACUCUUACUCCUCGUAGUACACUUGCUGCGAAGAAUCGGUUCCCGCUCUACAAGGAGUGCUUUCCGUCUCCGUGGAGGCCACGCGCCGUCUUGGGAGAUGGAGGUGGUUUGGAAUGGCAGCAGGACGCCGGAGCCACAGCCUUGGUGGUCGCCGGGGCUUAUGCUCUCGUCUCCGCUUUUGAUAGCCUCACCGGCCGUAAUCUCAUUCAACAGAUUAGCACAUCCACAGGAGCUCGAUACUUUGCUUCUAUAGUUCCCUUUGUUAACUGCUUGCGACUUCUUAUUUAUGGCCUUUCCUUGGCUAAGGAUGAAGGACUCGUAAACUCUGUCACUCGAGAGGGAAAGCCAGAGGAAUUGCUAAGAGGACCUCUAUACUAUGUUCUGAUGUUGAUUUUGAGUGCAAUGUUCUUCUGGCGUGAUUCUCCAGUUGGGGUGAUUGCGGUGUCAAUGAUGUGUGGUGGUGAUGGCAUUGCUGAUAUCAUUGGGCGAAGAUUUGGAUCCGUAAAACUGCCUUACAAUCACCGUAAGAGUUGGGCUGGUAGCAUCUCCAUGUUUGUAUUCGGUUUCCUGGUCUCCAUUGGAAUGCUGUACUACUUUUCAUCCCUUGGAUACUUUGAAUUGAAUUGGAACAACACAAUCCAAAGAGUUGCUUUUGUUUCCCUGGUGGCAACUCUGGUGGAAUCGCUGCCUAUCACUGGGAAAGUAGAUGAUAAUAUCUCAGUUCCUUUAGCAAGCAUGGUAGCUGCAUAUUUAAGUUUUGGAUUGUAG
Oldenlandia corymbosa var. corymbosa is the source of this 894-nucleotide messenger RNA. The record is from the annotation of a GenBank genome assembly. Lineage: Eukaryota; Viridiplantae; Streptophyta; Magnoliopsida; Gentianales; Rubiaceae.